Molecule: messenger RNA, 1771 nt
Organism: Crotalus tigris (Tiger rattlesnake)
Lineage: Eukaryota; Metazoa; Chordata; Lepidosauria; Squamata; Viperidae
Gene: PRODH2
Product: proline dehydrogenase 2
Exons: 10
Coding region: 155-1570 (471 amino acids)
Cellular component (GO): mitochondrion
Molecular function (GO): proline dehydrogenase activity; FAD binding
Source: RefSeq, a predicted model, not a curated record
CAAUAAUGUGCUGAAACUGCACCUUACUGGCCUGUGUUUGCACUCUUUCCUCCACCCUCCCCAUCUUUCCCGCUUGCUCCCAUACACAAUGGGAUAAAUGCCAGAUGCUAUGUUCUCAAAGGUGGCACUGUGACCUUCAGACUGAGCUGGUGGCAUGCUGCAUUGUGGGGCUCGUUUCUUGCACCGGAGGGUAUUAACCCUCUGGGGGGCUCAGAUGACAAUCCACAAAUCCUUAUCUUCCAAGCCAGCCCCUGAAACUGCUUCAAAGAAACCCCAAUCUUCGUAUAAUUCACUGAACCUGGAUGAUGGGAAGGUUUUCCGCCUCAAGACCAAAUGGGAACUCACUCGUGGACUGCUUGUCUUCUUUCUCUGUUCUUCUCCAUGGCUGGUGCAGAAAGCACCAAAGCUCCUUUCUGUCACUCGACGCAUUCUGGGACGUCGUCUCUGGAGUUCUGCACUUCGUUUUACUUUGUAUGGGCAGUUUGUGGCUGGUGAAACCCACAAAGAGAUCAAAGAAACACUACAACGACUCCAACAUUUGGGGGUGCGCCCUCUCCUUGCUGUCCCCAUAGAGGAAGAUGUAGGAGACGAAAAAGAAGGGGAAGGGUGGUAUGACAAGAAUGCCCAGUCCAUGAUCACUUGCCUGGAUCUGUCAGUGGGGGGUGCUCCCAAUCCCAUGAUGCAACUGAAGGUGACGGCCCUGAUGGCAGCUGAACUCUGUAAAACAAUCACCCUGUGUUUAGAAAACAAGGAGGGAACAUCAGACCUCAGCAUUGAAAGAGUCAUGGCUGCCAUGUCGGGACAUGAAGUGUCCUUCAGCUGCUUGACCCAAGAAGAAAACCAGCAUUUCCAAAAAUCAUUGAGGCGCCUGAAUUCGGUAGCACAGUAUGCUGUACAAAAAGGAGUCCGUGUUCUGGUAGAUGCAGAAUACACUUAUAUCAACCCUGCCUUGACGUUAGUCACUAUUGCAAUGAUGGCUACUUGGAACACCCAAAAGCCUUGGAUUUGGAAUACAUAUCAAGCAUAUCUCAAGGACACUUUGGAGCGUCUGAAGCAAGAUGUGGCCAUUGCUGAACGCUUGGGUGUCUGCUUUGGAGUAAAGCUGGUCCGGGGGGCUUACCUGAACAAAGAACAGAAAUUGGCAAAGGAAAAAGGGUACCCUGAUCCUGUACAGCCCAGCUGGGAAGCUACCAAUGAAAGUUACCGGCGUUGUCUGGAUUUUGGCUUGGACCAAGUAUCUCAAGUCAAGGAAAGAUUCGAGAUGAUUGUGGCCACACACAAUGAAGCCUCUGUGACACAUGCUGUACAAAGGAUGUCAGAGAUGGGCAUCAACAAAACUGCUGGACCCAUUAGUUUUGGGCAGCUGCUGGGUAUGUGUGACCAGGUGUCCUUGGCACUAGGUCAAGCAGGUUAUGCCAUCUACAAAUCUAUUCCGUAUGGAUCUGUGGAAGAGGUUAUCCCUUACCUGAUCCGGCGUGCUCAUGAGAACCAGAGUGUGCUGCUCGGGAUCCGAAAAGAACGAGAUCUGCUUCUCUUGGAGCUGCGGAGACGGAUUUUAAGGAGGCCCUGAUGGAAUUUGCAUUAAUUAAAGACCAUCCCUUUUUUUCCUAGAAUCAUAGGUGCUUCCAAACCAGGAUCUAACAGAAAGUUUAGAUAUUAUGGUAUUACAUUUCUUAAACUUCCUGUGCUUUCCUAUUUGGGCUUCCACUCCUUUUUCUAUUGCAGAAGAUCCAUUAAAAACGGAAAGCUGGAAUAAGUACCUACCAUUUUA